This is a messenger RNA of Talpa occidentalis (Iberian mole), 3789 nucleotides long. RefSeq names its product PR/SET domain 5 (gene PRDM5). The coding region runs from base 463 to 2319 and encodes 618 amino acids. Gene Ontology annotation, molecular function: RNA polymerase II transcription regulatory region sequence-specific DNA binding; protein binding; DNA-binding transcription factor activity, RNA polymerase II-specific. Gene Ontology annotation, biological process: regulation of transcription by RNA polymerase II. The transcript has 18 exons. Lineage: Eukaryota; Metazoa; Chordata; Mammalia; Eulipotyphla; Talpidae. The record is from RefSeq and is a predicted model, not a curated record. Gene Ontology annotation, cellular component: nucleus.
UGACAACCUAUAAAGUCAGGUUCCAAAUUCCUAUGCAGUGUGACUAAGUUAAAACAGAAUCUAGAAUCCUAAUUGGAAUAUUCUCUGAAAUUCUACGAUGCACUUCUACUCCAAUUUAACCUGCAGAUUUACCCAACAUUAUCUAGGUGUAGGGUGUAGGGACUUACAUCACUCCUCUUCAUUUCUAUGUAGGAGAAGAAAUGGCCAUAUUUCAGCAAUUAUGGGACAUAACUGAAGGCAUUUUAAAGAUUCUUGAAUUUCUGAAGUAGCCAGGCAAUUUUUUUUAAAGACAGUGAUUGGCAUUUCUCUGUAAAGAACUUUCUCUCCAUUUCUACUGUAUGGUUAUUCUGAACUGGGGUUAUUGAAAAGCUCGCAGCGUCUGGCCAGCUCUGAGAGUGACUUUGGGUUUCCAGGUCGGCGGAUCGGGGUGAAAAGUUUGGACCAUUUGCUGGAGAGAAGAGAAUGCCUGAAGACUUGGACGAAAACAUGGAUUACAGGCUGAUGUGGGAGGUUCGGGGGAGUAAGGGAGAAGUUCUCUACAUUUUGGACGCCACCAACCCGCGACACUCCAACUGGCUGCGCUUCGUUCACGAGGCACCAUCUCAGGAGCAGAAGAACCUGGCUGCCAUUCAAGAAGGAGAAAACAUUUUCUAUUUGGCAAUUGAAGAUAUAGAAACAGACACAGAGCUUCUGAUUGGCUACCUGGACAGCGACAUGGAGGCAGAGGAGGAAGAGCAGCAAAUCAUGACAGUGAUCCAAGAAGGCGAAGUGAGACCUUCUAAAGGACAAUGCUCAGCUAGCAGAAAAGAUUGCUUUGACUGCGAAGAGGACUAUGCCUGUCCUCAGUGUGAGUCGAGUUUUACCAGUGAGGAAAUCCUUUCUGAGCAUCUUCAGACACUGCACCAGAAACCCAGAGAGGAGAAAGAAUUUAAAUGCAAGAACUGUGGGAAGAAAUUCCCAGUAAAGCAGGCUUUGCAGAGACAUGUUCUUCAGUGUACAGCAAAAAGCCGAGGGAAGGAUUCUUCACGAAGUUUUCAGUGUUCUGUUUGCAGUUCAUCCUUCAAUUCAGCCUCAAGUUUUGAGCUGCACCAGGAGACCUGCCAGGGGGAUGCCAGGUUUGUGUGCAAGGCCGACAGCUGUGGGAAGAGGCUGAAGAGCAAGGAUGCCCUGAGACGACACCAGGAAAAUGUCCAUGCUGGCGAUCCUAAGAAAAAGCUCAUAUGUUCAGUGUGCAAUAAAAAGUGUUCUUCAGCAUCAAGUCUUCAGGAACAUAGAAAGAUUCAUGAAAUAUUUGAUUGUCAGGAAUGUAUGAAGAAAUUUAUUUCAGCUAAUCAACUAAAACGUCAUAUGAUCACGCACUCAGAGAAACGACCUUAUAAUUGUGAGAUUUGCAAUAAAUCUUUCAAGAGGCUCGAUCAAGUGGGAGCUCACAAAGUCAUCCACAGCGAGGAUAAACCUUACAAAUGCAAGCUUUGUGGAAAGGGCUUUGCCCACAGAAAUGUUUACAAGAAUCACAAGAAGACCCACUCUGAGGAGAGGCCGUUCCAGUGUGAGGAAUGUAAAGCUCUGUUCCGAACCCCGUUUUCUUUGCAGAGACACCUGCUCAUACAUAACAGUGAGAGGACUUUCAAGUGUCACCACUGUGAUGCUACCUUUAAAAGGAAGGACACCUUGAAUGUGCACGUCCAAGUGGUCCACGAACGACACAAGAAAUACAGAUGCGAGCUCUGCAAUAAGGCCUUCGUCACGCCUUCGGUGCUCAGAAGUCACAAGAAAACACAUACGGGAGAAAAGGAGAAAAUUUGCCCGUAUUGUGGCCAGAAAUUCGCCAGCAGUGGGACGCUGAGAGUUCACAUCCGCAGCCACACAGGUGAGCGGCCUUAUCAGUGUCCUUACUGUGAAAAAGGAUUCAGCAAAAAUGAUGGCUUGAAGAUGCAUAUUCGCACGCACACCAGGGAGAAGCCCUACAAGUGCUCCGAGUGCAGCAAGGCCUUCAGCCAGAAGCGCGGCCUGGACGAGCACAAGCGGACACACACCGGAGAAAAGCCUUUUCAGUGUGACCUCACUGUGAGGACUGCAGUUAGGUGGAGAUGCAGCUUAACAUGGGAACUGCUUUUAAGUAAAGGAAUCCUGUACCUGAGGCUUAACGCAGUAGUCAACAGUACUCAGCAGGCUCAAGGAAGCAGCACAGGAAGAACUCGCGCCCACCUCCUCCCAGACACACCAAAAUCUACAGCUAAAUACCAGCCUGCAGGAGUUGCCCUGAAAUGUGGACGAAUUUGGCUUCCACAGCAAAGGUCAAGGCAGCACCCAGACUGAGGCAAGAAAGGGGCACUCAGCAGAGGUGCUAGGGCAGCGAGGUGCAGUCAGCAAGAGUUCUCUCGGGCCCAGAACUUUUUCCUGGGGAGGGUUAUGCCCUAUACCCCAACCCUUUUGAUCAGCACAGUGAACAUGAGCCCCAACCCCGACUGAUGGUGAGAGGCAAAGCAGCGAUGGAAGCUCAAGGUAUGUAGACUGAGAACUAGCCCUCAGGGUCCAGGGUGGCACCACUGCUAGGCAGACUCUGACCACCUCGCUCACAACAGCACGGGUGGGCACCAUUGUCAUAUCCACCCUGCACACUAGCCUCCUGAGGCAAACCCCUCAAGUGAGCUCCACCUACCUUGGCAGAGUAACUCAAGUCAGCUGAGAGCCAAGUGACAGCUAGCGAUGGGGUUCACCCCUAGCCAACAAGCAGCCCUAUCUGCCUUCUAGAGCUGGGCCACACCCCUCCAUCCAACAGGCCACCCCCAAACACCUCCAGCAGCCUGCACUACCAGCACUAGUAGUGCAGUGGGCUGUGUCCUGCCAGCGCCCAGCUGUCACAGGUGUCACCAAGAAAGGCGGCGUAGCCAGCUAGUAAUUGGCACCAUCUCAUAGCGUGUGCCGGCCGCUUGCCCCUACUAAGCGCGCCACACCCACCAGCACAGUAGGCGCUGCCCUUGCAGCAGCCCCGCUGCGCACCACCCUGGGCUUGGUGGACACGCUUCUGCAAGCCACUUCCACUUUCUUUUUCAUAUUAUUCAAUGUGGCAUUUUACAACGAAUGUGCUUUGCAAGAGUUAACGUAAAUAGAAUUGUGAUUCACACCCCACUUUGAGGUUUUGGUAUUAAUAUUUGCUUACUGGAAUUCCAUUUUAUUUCCUUUUAUGAUCCGACUAAUUAUGUCUCCCAUUUUGUCUAUUCAUUUGACAUUUUUAAUUAUUGGACUGUUGAACGUAUGUUGAGCCUGGCUGCAGUAUGGUGGAGCUUUCAUGAUAUAAACUUGUUCAUUCCUUAUUAAGCGAGGAUGUAUAAGAAGUAAGCAGUUGUAAUAAGGGGCAAGACCUUUUUCUUCACAAUGGGACUAAAUGGAAAGGACUCCCGGUGACUUAAGUUUUCUGCCACUCAUGCCUUCAAGGGGAGAAAUCUACACCCACAGGCAUUUUGUUCAAGAGAUUUAAUAUGAAAUUGUCAAAGUCCAGGUGAGAAUGAUGUUUCCAGAGGUUGCUACUCUAGGGGGAGUUCACGACAGCAGGUGGGGGUGCGGAGUGAUACACAUUAAAUGGCCCUAACUCUAGGGAGCUAUUACUAAUCUGCUUUUUUUUUACCCUUCAGUUUGGUUGUUGCAUGUGCAUUUAUGUCGCAAGCAAACUUGUGUUAUUCCUGUCAGCACGUACUUGAUAACAGGAUUCUGCAUGAUGGGUUUGUGUAAAUGGUAAAUGGGUGUAUCUUCAGGUUUUUCAGUGCAAUACUGGGUUCUCCGGGUCUC